This is a messenger RNA of Hordeum vulgare subsp. vulgare (domesticated barley), 1566 nucleotides long. RefSeq names its product BTB/POZ and MATH domain-containing protein 2-like. Gene Ontology annotation, molecular function: protein binding. Gene Ontology annotation, biological process: protein ubiquitination. The coding region runs from base 243 to 1268 and encodes 341 amino acids. Lineage: Eukaryota; Viridiplantae; Streptophyta; Magnoliopsida; Poales; Poaceae. The transcript is spliced from 2 exons. The record is from RefSeq and is a predicted model, not a curated record.
CGAUAAAAUUGCAUACUACUAUUAUUCAAACAUGGAAAAGUCGUUGGUACAGUUGGUGGUUAGAAGCCUGCACGAACAAAGCCGCCGGCCGGUUCUUUUGCUCCCUCGGUCAAAUUUAGCGUGGACUCGCAAGCGCCGGCGGCCAAGAGGGCAGGCUACCAAGAGCAGCCUCGGCUCCAACAGAUCGCCGCCGCCAGUAGGCCAACCUCCGGCGGCUGGAGAGCAAGCCACGAGCUAGCGAGAUGGCAGAGCCGACGGCGAGGAUCACCACCGUGGGCUCUUCGGCCUUCCGGUUCAUAGUAGACCACGAGCAAAGCAAGAAGCUUCCCAUCGGCAAGGCCAUCCACUCCGACGUCGUCUCCGCCGGGGGGCACCACUGGAGGAUCGAGUUCUUCCCGCGCGGCCAGAGCGAGGCCGACAAGGGCGAGUAUGUUUCCAUCUUCUUCAGGCACAUGAGCAAAACCACAAGCGUCAGGGCCGUCAUCGAGGCCUUCGUCAUUGGCAGCGACGGCAAUCCAUCUGCGCCGGACAUACUGCAGAGGACAUUUCAAACCUUUGAAACCAACGGAGAUAAAGGCCGCCGUGAUUCCUGGGGAUGGAAUCGGUUCGUCAAGGCAGCCAUCCUGGAGAAAAUUUUCUUAGCAGAGAGGCGCGUCACGUUCGUAUGCGCCAUCAUACUCAUUGACGACAAACCUGCUAUUCCCGUCCCGCCUUCAGAUAUCGGGACUCAUCUUGGCCGCCUGCUUGAUCAUGCCGACGGGACAGACGUUUCAUUCAUCGUCGGCGACGAUACUUUCCUCGCUCACCGCGCGGUGCUUGCUGCUCGCUCACCGGUCUUUAGAGCACAGCUCUUCGGUUCCAUGUCCGAGGCUACCAUGUCAUCCAUCAGGUUGCACGACAUCACGCCUGCAACUUUCAAAGUUAUGCUUGGAUUUAUAUACAUGGAUGAAUUACCCGGACAAGACGAGUCCAACGACUAUUCCACCGAGAUGCUCCAGGAUCUACUCGCUGCGGCUGAUCUAUAUGCACUUGAUAGGCUCAAGGUUAUUUGUGCCCAAAAGUUAUGGAACGCAGUUUCAGUAGACACAGUUGCAACCAUGUUAGCUUGUGCCGAAACCUAUAACUGCCAGGAGUUGAAGAAUAGCUGCAUUGACUUCUUCACAGUGGAAGGAAAUUUUAAGGAGGCCAUGUUCACUGAUGGUUAUGCAUUGUUGGUUCUAAAAUUCCCGUUGAUUACUGCUGAACUCAAAAAGAGGGUUAGAGCAUAAACAUGUUUAUGCUUCAGGCGUUCAAGAAUAGUCUUAUUUGGUGUUUUGGAUUUGGUGAGUGGUAUCUGACACCUUGUGAAGCAUAUAAUCUAUAUUUGCUGAGGAGGGAGCCUGGAAGCUAGAAAUUGUAGAAUCUUAUUCCUGAAGUUUUGGUCUUAGUUGCUAUCGAGUAUUAAUACCGAUAAAUCAUAUGAUUGCCAAAUUACCAACUCAUUUCUCUGUUUUUCUCUUUGUUCUUUUGUACAUGUGGUGUCACGAAACCUUUUAAUGUAUUCAGUUUUGCUAUGUUGUUGCAUAA